Molecule: messenger RNA, 3981 nt
Organism: Symbiodinium sp. CCMP2592
Lineage: Eukaryota; Dinophyceae; Suessiales; Symbiodiniaceae
Source: the annotation of a GenBank genome assembly
AUGGAUGCCGGCGCAGAGAAGGAGGAGGCUCUUUGUCUGGCCUGUGCCAGGGGGCAGGCUGCUGCAGUGCAGUUUCUGCUGGAUGCGGAGACGGACAUCGAACAGGGCAACUCGAUCGGGGAGACCCCACUUUUUCUCGCACUCCUCCACGGCCACUGGGAGGUGACCUGCCUCCUGAUGGAUGCUGGUGGCAUCAAGGAGAAGGCGCUUUGGCUCGCGGCCGCGCGUGGGCAUGGCAACGUGGUGCGACUGCUGCUGGAUGCAGGUGUGGAUAUUGACAAGCCCAACUCAGAUGGCGAGGCUCCUCUUUUCCUCGCCCUUCUCCAUGACCAUUGGGAGGUUGCCUGCCUGCUCAUGGAUGCUGGGGCUGACAAGGAGAAGGUUCUGUCCUAUGUUGCCUCGCACAAUUUCUUCGAGCUGGCCUUCCUUUUGCGGAUGUGGACGAAGCCUGCAAGUGCCAGGGUGCCUCUGGAGGAUGCCGGUCUCACAGCGACUGGGCGCUGGCAGGCGGGAGGCGGCCCUUCAGGAGGGGAGCUUGCCGACGGCUUUACCGGCUACAUCUCUCAAGUGUUCGUUGACGCGUGUCAGCAGGGUGGCCUGCUCGCCUUUGCGGCGAGCACGAGAGACGGCCGCCACCUUGCUCUUCAGAGACCCGAUGGCUCGAGCACCAACACGGGCUGUGGUGAGCGGGCGCCUGAGGGUGUAGGGCUGAUGGCGGCGGCUUUCUUCGGAGCGCUGGUCGCCUUUGCCGUCUUCGCAGAUGAACGACCGCAGGCUCGUUUCGUUUGCCCUGGGCCACGGCGGCUGCGUAGCCCACGGCCCGUCCGGGCGCUGUCUGUAUCGGCGUCCGAGGUCAGCUUUUGGCCCAGUCCGGUUCCUGGCGAGAUGUCCCAGGUCGAUCCCGUGGCAUCCUUCGCACUGGGUACCUUCAUCGGUUCCCUCAUGGGCUUCGUCUCCCUCUUCGUCGUCCUGCGGAAGUUCGUCCGGAACCUGCAGGAGGAUGACUUGGAUGGGGCGAACUGGAGCUCCUUUGGCGGCCUGGUGUUGCCAUCUUUCUUCUUUCAGGGGGCUGCCGACAUCUACGGUAACGUGCGGGAAGUUGCUGCCAAAGCGCAGCAGCAAUUCAGGAGCACGUCGACAUCACCGGAGAAAGCCUACGCCGUACAUCCUCAAUCCUGCGCCGGCGACAGGAGCACUGGCGACUUUGAGGACAUCUACAAAAGCAUCGAGGAUGCGCAGAAGGAGCAGGUGCUCAAUGGCCUGCGCGCUCUGCGCGAUCGAUUCCCGAGGAGCAAAUCGCGGGAAAGGGUUUUUGAGCGCAUCAAGGAUCUGGUGGACCGCGAGCCGAUUGCCGCCUCGGUCUACGACUUGGCCUUGCGCCUGCAACCCAUGGUCCCGGAUAAGUCCAACGUCUACAACGAGCUGUGGUCCUUGGACGAGAACCGAUGCAGCGUCAGCGGUCGACUGCCGGGCGAGGGAAAGCGGCCGUUUGCCAAUGCCAGCGCCCAGAUCCUCAUCGACACGCAGGCCCCGGCCUCGCGGCUCACCGACAUGCAUCUCGGCAGCGGAAGCGAUGAGGACAGCUUCCCAGAGGACAGCAGGCUGGAUAUCGACAUACCGGUGGCACGUCAGGCGCUUCGAAGCGCCAGGGGAGACUUCCAAGAAGCCAUCGACAUCGCUUCGGAUCUCAUCGCUCCGCGGACAUCGUCGAAGAGAAAGCUGGGUACUUCGCAGCCUUCGCGAUUGCCGAGACCCGCUCCUUUCGCGCUUCGAGGGCGCGGCAACACAGCUCGCUCCCGAAUGCCGGGUCGGCUGUCCAGAAACCAGGCAGAUGUCUUGCCUGCCGGGAGGAACAAGAGGGUGCGCGGCGAGGUACCAUCGUUGGCGUUCAACAUCCCGGACAACUCCAAAGAUGCUCUGGCCAAGAACCCGCCCAUGUUCAAGAAGCAUGCCUUGCGCGCGGAGCAGAGGAGGUCCCUUGGCUGGAUGCUUUCCAUCGAGCGCCAAAAGGCCGCCAAAGCCAAGGCCAAGCCACCGAAAGCGCGAGAUACGAGGCAGUUUGGCUACUCGGCGGAGGCCUUAAAGAGGAAGAUCAAGCACCACGCCUCUGGGGCCGAGCAUCGGCUCGCGACUCGAGGAGGCCUCUUAGCCGACAAGAUGGGUUUUGGGAAGACCUGCGUCGCCAUUGGCCUGGCUUCCUUGGAGGUGGGUAAGCUGCCGCAGCCCGCCUGGACCGACGUAAAGUCCAAGGGGUUCAUCCCAACUGCUGCAACUCUCAUCAUGUGUCCGUCCCACCUGCUCGAGCAAUGGGAGGGCGAGCUCAGGAAGUUUCUGGGAGAUGGCGUGGAAAUCUCGAAGCCCACUUCGAAGAGCGAGAUCAUGUCGAUGUCGAAGACGGUUUCGGUGUCCUUUCCAGGGAGUCUGCUCCAAAGGAAGCUGGACAUCACCGUCGGCAGGACGGAUUCGAGGUGGCGAGGCUCACUCACCGCCGAGGUCCAAAAGGUCGGUCCAAAGACGAAGAAACACCUGGGGGACCAAGCACCAAAGGCCGGCGAUCUGAUCGAGAAGCUGCGCUGCACCGGCUUGAAGAAGCCGGAUGGAACGCCUUUUACCAUGUCAGCGAAAGACGUCUCCCAGAUUCAGCGCUGCUUACGCGGGGAGAUCCGAUGCUAUGUUUCUGAGCGUCACCGAAACCCGAUCGGUGGGAAAUCUAGCCAGCCACGACUCUUUCCCUUGCGGAGGCCGCUGCGCAUGGCCGAGGGCCAGAUCACGCCGAAGUCCAAGGCGAUGUUGACGCUGAAGCGACCGCCGUGUAAUUCCGAGGGCGCAACGCAUGUUGUGGGAAAACCCAGUAAACGCACUUCAUCGAAUGUGUUGAAGGUCUUGGUCAUCAGGCACGUCUCAGAAAUGAGGAGGCUGAAGCAGGGGGAUUUCUUGGACUUCCACCUGGUUCUGGCUUCCACCGCCAUUCAGGGCAGCCAGCCCUACGCUGAGAUGAUCACGAAGGCCUGUCGAUGUGGUCGAUAUGGCUCGAAGCUGAUGGAAGAGAAGAUUGAGCUCCUCCCGGAAGUCUUGCGGAAGGCGUGCUCGGGCAAACCAACCCUUGACGGUCUGCUGAAGAAGUCGCCGGCAAUCUUAGAGCACAUGUUGUGGCACCGAGUGAUCCUGGACGAGUUCCACGAAAGUGAGGCUUGGGAGUACCGAGUGCGAGAGAUGCUCAGAGGCCUCAAGGCGAACUUCAAGUGGGGCCUUUCUGGCACACCACCCAUGGAGGAUGCACAGGCUGUCGCAGAGGUCGCCAAUUUGCUUGGCUUCCCCAAUGCCACAAAGGCACAAGCGGAGAUCAUGGCCACGGCAAGCUACUGGGGCAAUUCCAUACGAAGGCGCUUGAAGCAAUCGCAGCAAUGGUUUUGCGAGAACCAAGAGAAGCUACGGGAAGCUGCCGAAGCCUUUGUCGCAAACCACGUCAGGCAGAGCUCCUCGCAACUCAUCGAGCGAAUCGGCGUCAAGGAGUACGAAGUCUUUGUGGAUCAUACCUCAGAAGAGCGGCUGAUCUACCGGCAGGCUUGUCAUGACCAGGGCAUUUUCGACCUGGCCUCCGGCUACUGCGAAAUCACGACCGAGGCGCGACAGGAGCUCCUAAAGCGCUGUGCGCACUUCGACCUCGGUGAGGCGCAAUGUGCAGGAUCCGCGGUGCAGCAGCUGGGGUCCUCCAAGAGGACUCGGCUAAAACAGGUCGAAACCCAACUCCAGAUCGAGGUCGCCCGGGCCACGGAGUUUGGAGCUUGGACAGCAGAUCUGCAAGAAGCACUCAGAUCUAAAUGCAAGUCUUUGCAUCCGGAUGCCCAGACGCUGGUGAGCAAGAUCCUUGACAAGUCCGUGGAAGAGCUGCGGAGCGCUCCGAUCCCGCCAGUGGAGUCCUCGUCCUCAUCUUCGUCCUCAUCCUCUUCUUCAAUACAGGCGUUGCAGCAAGCUCUCAAG